Juglans microcarpa x Juglans regia is the source of this 1033-nucleotide messenger RNA. RefSeq lists its product as uncharacterized. The record is from RefSeq and is a predicted model, not a curated record. Lineage: Eukaryota; Viridiplantae; Streptophyta; Magnoliopsida; Fagales; Juglandaceae. The transcript is spliced from 2 exons. Bases 182 to 622 code for a protein of 146 amino acids.
GACAAAAUCAAAGAAGGAAUUCCUUAUCUCCUUUGGUGUCAGUGGCUACAACGUGCCAACGCAUACACCAAAAACAAACCAGAGAACGAAAGGCAUAUAAGAAGGCGGAGUCUGCACACGUCUCAGACUCUCAUUUUCCGAGUACAAAAUUUACAAACCUCAACUAAACGAAAAUAGCACUAUGGCCACAAAAUGCCUCAUUUUCUCCUUCUACACCCUUCUCCUCUUACCUUUCUCUUCCCAGAACCCGACUCCGGCCCACUCUGAGCUCACGAACUAUGGCUUCCCCAUCGGCCUUUUACCUUCCUCCGUUCUCGGCUACUCUGUUAAUACUACCACUGGAGACUUUUCCGUCGACCUCGGCGGCUCCUGCAAGGUUACUCUCCCGCCGGACAACUAUUUGGCCACCUAUUCAAAGAAAAUAACCGGCAAGAUCGUGGCUGGUAGAAUAGCCGACAUCAAUGGUAUCCGGGUCCGAGCAUUUUUCAAGUGGUGGUCCAUCACCGGGAUCCGGUCCAGCGGCGAUGACUUGGUGUUCGAGGUCGGUAUGGUCACCGCCAAGUACCCCUCCAAGAAUUUCUACGAGAGCCCGGCUUGCGAGGGAAAGCACUCUGCUUCCUGAGAGGGCAUCUAUUUGCUGCUUCAUUGGACUAAAAGAUGGGGUAGUGACAUAGUGUCUAAGCAUAAGUCUGAAAAGUACCUAUGGAAUCAGAGUAAAGUGUUAGCUGCUCGUAGAGUCUGAAUUGUGGGUAAUAAAUUCGAAUUUUCCUGUCUUGUUAUGUGUAUAACUCCACUGUGUAUCUGCAGUCAUAUUCCACUUUGUCCUUAUUUUAUAGAAAGGCACAGGAACUCUGCACUUUGCACCCAAAAUUAUCAAAACUAGCACAUUAUUACACUCUCAGGCUCCCAAAAAAUGAUACUUGGCACUGUGCCAUGCAUGUUGAAUGCAUAAAGUGCUUGAAGAUAUAAUCUGUCAAUUUGAAUUGCUUAGAGCCUUAAUAAUUUAAAGAUGCAGUGUAUAUUUAUCAUUUUA